AUGGCACUGACGAUGAUAUACAGUGGAAUCAAUGUUGCAAUUCCCAUGUCUCCUACUGGUAGCUAUGUGACAUUGCUAUCAGAGGACAGAAAUAAUUUAAGUACUAGAUUCGUUCAAUAUUGGAGAUUAGACAGUUCAGUUCUGCCCGGAACUAUACGCUUGCAAGAUGGUUUUGAAAUAUUUGUAUUAGAAAAGGAAUUGUUGGCAAUACAGAACAGAUGGAUAGAUAAUGUCAAAGAAAUGAUUAGAAAAUUAUUUAAAACGAUUAUUGAUGGAUCUAAGUUGAAGCUAAUGACACCCACGGGAAGAAGCAACACUGAGAGAAUACCGGAAUGUGUCUACAACGCUGUUUUUCAAUUUGUUAAUGGGAAAGUAACUCCUGAAAAUCAUUGCGGCGACUACAGAAAAGUAAUUACGAAGAUGUGUAAUGGAUUAAGAAACCCGAAAAAACACGAACACUAAGAAUUUCAUUACUUUACAUUAGUUAUUUAUUUCACCUAUUGUUACUAAAAAGAAUAAUAAAGCAUAUUUUUUCCCUAGUCAAUCCAGUUUAUUAAUACAUUGUAAAAAUCCCAGAAAACACACAUACACGCCCUUCUAUCCGCAUGUAGCUCGAACUUAUCCUCAAAUACACGAUCGCACAU
This is a messenger RNA of Nasonia vitripennis (jewel wasp), 644 nucleotides long. RefSeq lists its product as uncharacterized. The record is from RefSeq and is a predicted model, not a curated record. The coding region runs from base 1 to 462 and encodes 153 amino acids. Lineage: Eukaryota; Metazoa; Arthropoda; Insecta; Hymenoptera; Pteromalidae. The transcript is spliced from 4 exons.